AUGGAGCCGCUGCCCUCGCCGCUGCCCUCGCCGCUGCCCUCGCCGCUGCCCUCCCCGCCCGGCCGCCUCAACGAGGUGAAGUGGAGCGGGGCGGCCCUGCCGCUCGACUUGCUGGUCAGCACUCACCGCCUGCCGCAGAUCGCACGGCUGGACAGCGGAGAAUCUGUAGAAGGACUACGAGAGAAUGACUACCUUCUGAUCCAUUCAUGUCGCCAGUGGACUACCAUUACAGCACAUAGUCUGGAGGAAGGCCACUAUGUCAUAGGGCCAAAAAUUGAGAUCCCUGUACACUAUGCAGGGCAGUUUAAGCUGCUGGAACAAGACCGAGAUAUUAAGGAGCCAGUGCAGUAUUUUCUCAGUGUGGAGGAGGUGGCCAAAGCAUUUCCUGAGCGAGUUUACGUCAUGGAGGAAAUAACAUUCAACGUUAAGGUUGCUUCGGGCGAGUGCAACGAAGACACGGAAGUUUACAACAUCACCCUCUGCACCGGGGACGAGCUGACUCUGAUGGGGCAGGCGGAGAUCCUCUACGCCAAGACGUCCAAGGAGAAGUCCCGGCUCAACACCAUCUUCAAGAAGAUCGGAAAACUCAACUCCAUCGGCAAACUGGGCAAGGGCAAGAUGCCGUGCCUCAUCUGCAUGAACCACAGGACCAACGAGAGCGUCAGCCUGCCGUUCCAGUGCAAGGGCCGCUUCAGCACGCGCAGCCCCCUGGAGCUCCAGAUGCAGGAGGGCGAGCACACCAUCCGCAACAUAGUGGAGAAGACCAGGCUGCCCGUCAACGUGACCGUGCCCAGCCCGCCGCCCCGCAACCCCUACGACCUCCACUCCAUCCGCGAAGGGCACCGCUACAAGUUCGUCAACAUCCAGACCAAGACGGUGGUGGUGUGCUGCGGUCUACGGGCGGGGCGGGUGGUCCCCGUGCACUUCCCCCUGCACCUGAGCGUGCCUAAGGUCAGCCUCCCCGAAGCCCCGGCCCGGGGGGGCGGCGAGGCGGCGCCCGAGGCCAUCACCCAGCACUGGCUGGGCAUCUGCCAGGAGCAGUUCGACAUCGACGAGUACUCCCGGGCCGUCCGCGACGUCAAGGCCGACUGGAACGAGGACUGCAAGAGCCCCAAGAAGGGCCGCUGCCCCGGCCCCGGCCACGUGCCCAGCUCCCUGAGCUCCGCCCGCGACGAGCUCACCCGCUCCUUCCACCGGCUCUCCGUCUGCGUCUACGGCAACAACCUGCACGGGAACAGCGAGGUGAACCUGCACGGCUGCCGGGACCCGGGCACCGAGUGGACCUCCCUCCCCCACGACGCCCUCCGGUAUCCGGACCCGGGGGAUGGUGGCAGCGAUUACCUCUUCCCCGAGGUCGGCGAGGAGGCGGGGGGCCUCCCGGCCAGGCCAGACCUUCCUUACGAGGAGCUGUGGUUGGACUCGGAAGGGGGCUCCCAUCAGCCCCUCGUGCGCUCCCUGAGCGAAAAGAGCAAAUGCGAUCGUCCUAGGAGUUCAGGCCGAUCGCAGAGCGGAACUCCGCCUGUUCCCGUCCCCGGGACCCUCGCGGCGAACAAGUCGUCGGAUGUUGCCCUACCUCCGCCUCCGGUGCCUCCUAAAUCUGAAGCCGUCAGAGAAGAAUGCCGCCUGCUGAACGCCCCUCCGGUCCCGCCCCGCAGCGUCAAGCCGUCGUCCGUCAGCCCUUCCGUCCCUCCUCGGGCGGGGAAGACCACCCGGCAGCAGGCUCGCUCCCCCAGCCCCACCUUGUCUUACUACUCCUCGGGGCUCCACAACAUCAGCGUCCCCGACGGCGACCCAAGUCCCUCCAAGAGCGUACCCAUCUCCUGCUAUCCGUGUCAUAGGAUGAAAAGCGACUCGGCAGAACUCAACGCGUCCCCUUUCGGGAGCCCUUCGGCGCAGGCCCUGUCCUCCCGGUUGUCGUGGCCAAACCAUUUCUUGGAAGCGGGAGAGGGAGCCGACCGGGGCGGCUUCCUGACGGAGCCCAGCAGGAGCUACAGUUACCCCCGACAGAAGACGCCAGGCACGCCAAAGAGAAACUGUCCGGCCCCUCUAGCCGUGGACGGGGGCGAACCCUUGGCCAGGGGUCCCCAGCCCAUCUCGGCCGAGUUGGGUGGGGCCGCCUCGGGGUGCCUCAAGUCAGCGAGUUACUCCCUGGAGUGCACGGACGGGGAGCCCAGCGCCGCUGACAGCCCCAAGCCGAGCCUCUCGUGCCCGGCGCUGCCCCCGCGGGCUCCGAAAGGAACCGAGGAGAAAGCCCCCCAAGAGAGCUUCCCUUUGCCUCUGAAGAUCGAUGGGGCCGAGGAGGCCCCUCCGAGCGGGUCACCGGACCUCUCGGAGGAUCAGUAUUUUGGGAAAAAGUGCCCCCAGGACAUCUUCUCCACUUCCUACCCCUUCUCCUCUCCCCUCCACCUCCAACUGGCCCCGAGGUCUUGCGGCGACGGCUCCCCCUGGCAGCCGCCCGCCGACCUGUCGGGCCUCUCGAUAGAGGAGGUGUCCAAGUCGCUGCGGUUCAUCGGCCUGUCGGAGGACGUCAUCGCGUUCUUCGUCACCGAGAAGAUCGACGGGAGCUUGCUCGUCCAGCUGACCGAGGAGAUCCUCUCGGAAGACUUCAAACUGAGCAAACUGCAGGUGAAGAAGAUCCUGCAGUUCAUUAACGGCUGGAGGCCCAAGAUCUAGCCGGGGGAUCCCCGGCGGGGCGUUGAACGGGACUGACGGACUGAUGUGCCAGGGGCGGAGGGGCUGGUACAUCCCUUCACGUUUUUGCACUAAAAACCCUCUCUGUAAAUAGCGGCCGAAGAAAACUCUUGCUAUGCAGACUACGUUUUUGAAGGGUGAACAGGUUAUUUUGUAUGUCCAAUAAAAUAUGCUGUAGAGAA
Messenger RNA from Ornithorhynchus anatinus (platypus), 2873 nucleotides. RefSeq names its product GRB2 associated regulator of MAPK1 subtype 1 (gene GAREM1). Gene Ontology annotation, biological process: cellular response to epidermal growth factor stimulus; epidermal growth factor receptor signaling pathway. Gene Ontology annotation, molecular function: proline-rich region binding. The record is from RefSeq and is a predicted model, not a curated record. The transcript is spliced from 6 exons. NCBI's taxonomy places the organism in Eukaryota, Metazoa, Chordata, Mammalia, Monotremata, Ornithorhynchidae. Bases 1 to 2673 code for a protein of 890 amino acids.